AUGCUACGAUUGAAGUCUAUAUUCGCGAUCUUGCUAGCCUUAAGCUCCCUCUUGGGUAGAGCCCAAGCAUUUUGGUGGGAAGAGUGGCUCCAACAAACAGUCAUCGGCUAUACAACAGUUUCCGAAUCCCAAGCUCUGCGCAUCAAUGAACAUAAUAAGCCAGUUGUACAAGAAUCCGAAUACCGUACCCAAUUAGGACCUGGCUUAGUUGGUACCUGGAAGGGUGAUGAAGGGAGUUGGUAUUGUGCUAUUAAAGCGAGAAAUUGGAAGAUGAAAAUGAUCGGCAAAGCUUUCGUCCCUAAAACUUUUAUGGGAACUACCGUCAAUGGUAUUGAGCAAACCCAAUUAUGGGGCGCAGACGAAGAAGUCAUCGUGGAAUACAUUCGGAACAAGCUAGGGAUGUCACACCCGGCGAACGCGCUACGACUUUCCUGGGUUUUGGGUAUAAAGUGGCAGCUGCAAAUGGCUAUUCCAAAGAAAGUGGUAGAUGAGGAUAAAUUGGACUUAUGGGCCCAAUGCUUUAGAACAGAAGCUGAGCUGUACGCUUUUUCGAACAAAGUUAUUGAUUUUGAGGCUUGGACCAUUGCAGGAGAUCCUGGAUGGCCGACCUCCAUUCUUCCAGAAAGACCUAGACAAGCCGACGACGACCUACAAUCAGAAGGGAGUUGUUCAAGAACUUCAAUCAAUCCAGCAAUCAUGAGGGCGCAUAGAGCUGUCCGGGCUGCAGCUGUAGCAGAAUCUUCAAUUUCUUCCCUGAGAUAUUGUCCGUCGAGGCCGAGAUUUCUCUGCUUAAAUGCAUCGAGUCGCGGCUUGAGCAUCCGGACGACCGUGGGGAAGGGAUUGGGUGCGAGAGCUUUCUCUCAGACAAGAUAUGUUCGGGCCGGGGUGGCAGAGGCAGUAUUAGAACAGGCCGCUGCAGACCCGUCCGCCCUCACGCAAAAGAAAAUCAUAGACAACUUGGACGGCGUGGAAAGAGGACGGCUAUCCAAGCUUAGGAAUAUUGGAAUUGCGGCGCAUAUCGACAGUGGCAAAACCACAGCUACAGAAAGAGUUCUCUUUUACACUGGUCGGAUCAACUCUAUCCACGAAGUUCGAGGCAAAGAUGCUGUCGGGGCAAAGAUGGAUUCCAUGGAGUUGGAGAGAGAAAAGGGAAUCACCAUCCAAUCUGCUGCGACUUUCUGCGACUGGCGAAAGGUAGAGAACGGAAAGGAGGAGACAUAUCACAUCAACUUGAUCGAUACCCCUGGACAUAUAGAUUUCACAAUCGAAGUCGAGAGAGCAUUGCGAGUUCUGGAUGGAGCAGUCAUGAUUCUCUGUGCGGUGAGCGGAGUCCAGAGUCAAACGAUCACGGUCGACAGGCAAAUGCGACGAUACAACGUUCCUCGAGUCAGUUUUAUCAACAAGAUGGAUAGGAUGGGCGCAAACCCGUUCAAGGCGGUGGAGCAGAUCAACCAAAAACUUCGGAUACCAGCUGCGGCAUUACAGGUCCCUAUUGGAGGGGAGGAUACCUUCCAGGGGGUCGUGGACUUGAUCAGAAUGAAGGCCAUUUACAACGAAGGAUCAAAAGGAGAAAUCAUCAGAGAAACCGAUGAGAUUCCGGAAAGUGUCAAGGCUCUGGCGGAAGAGAAACGACUGGUACUAAUAGAGACUUUGGCCGACGUGGAUGAUGAGAUUGCCGAGAUCUUCCUGGACGAGAAGACCCCGACGCCAGAACAAAUGAAGGCUGCCAUUCGAAGAGCGACCAUCGCUUUGAAGUUCACUCCAGUGCUGAUGGGAAGUGCAUUGGCGGAUAAAUCAGUCCAGCCGAUGUUGGAUGCAGUUUGCGAUUACCUACCAAACCCCUCCGAAGUUGAAAACUUGGCGUUGGACAGGCGAAGAGACGAGGCACCCGUGAAGCUUGUCUCUUACAACUCUUUACCUUUUGUCGGCUUGGCCUUUAAGCUCGAGGAGAGCAACUAUGGGCAACUGACUUAUAUUCGAGUCUACCAAGGAAUCAUGAAGAAGGGAAUGAACAUCUUCAACGCGAGAACGGACAAGCGAGUGAAGAUCCCUCGCAUCGUGCGAAUGCACUCCAAUGACAUGGAGGAAGUUCCCGAGAUCAGUGCUGGAGAAAUCUGCGCUGUAUUCGGCGUCGACUGUGCUUCUGGUGACACCUUCACCGAUGGUUCGUUGCCGUACUCCAUGUCAUCAAUGUUUGUUCCGGAUCCUGUCAUUUCGCUCUCCAUCAAGCCAAAAACCACCAAAGAUACGAGUAACUUCAGCAAAGCCAUGAACCGCUUCCAGCGCGAAGACCCCACCUUCAGAGUGCACGUCGAUGCGGAGAGUCAGGAGACUAUCAUCUCAGGAAUGGGAGAAUUGCAUCUUGAUAUCUACGUUGAGCGUAUGCGACGAGAAUACAAGGUCGAGGUCGAAACCGGAAAGCCACAGGUCGCUUACCGAGAGACCAUCACUGAAGAAGUCAAAUUCGACCACACCCUGAAGAAGCAGACUGGUGGCGCAGGAGAUUUCGCUCGUGUCGUUGGAUACAUGCAGCCCAUUGCCCCGGGCGAGAACGGCUACACCCCAUCCACGUUCAGACAAGAGGUCACUGGUGGUUCGAUUUCCGAGAAGUUCUUGUACGCUUGCGAAAAAGGUUUCCUCGCAUCUUGCGAGAAGGGCCCCCUUAUCGGACACCCUGUCCUUGGAACUUCCAUGGUCAUCAAUGAUGGAGCUACCCACAUGACUGAUUCGUCCGAAAUGGCGUUCAAAAAUUCCACGCAGCAAGCAUUCCGCAAGGCAUUCAAGGAGGCCAGACCCCAGGUUCUAGAACCUCUCAUGAAGACUACUAUCACAGCACCCAACGAGUUCCAGGGAAACGUUGUGGGCCUGUUGAACAAGCGAAAUGCUAUUAUCAGUGACACCGAGAUUGGGCCGGAGGACUUCACUUUGACGGCGGAUUGCAGUCUGAACGCCAUGUUCGGCUUCAGUUCUCAGCUGAGAGCUGCUACUCAGGGUAAGGGAGAGUUUGGUAUGGAAUUUAGCCAUUACGCUCCGGCUCCUGGACAAUUACAAAAAGAAUUGGUGGCUGCGCACGAGAAGGCGCAAGCGGACAGGCAUAAGUAA
Molecule: messenger RNA, 3102 nt
Organism: Drepanopeziza brunnea f. sp. 'multigermtubi' MB_m1
Lineage: Eukaryota; Fungi; Ascomycota; Leotiomycetes; Helotiales; Drepanopezizaceae
Biological process (GO): mitochondrial translational elongation
Cellular component (GO): mitochondrion
Molecular function (GO): translation elongation factor activity; GTPase activity; GTP binding
Source: RefSeq, a predicted model, not a curated record